AAUCCGAGUAGGUCCGAUAGUAUAUGCGAGUAAGGGGGCGGCACAGCCUCGCUACGGAAAUAUCAUACCGAGGGCCCCAGAUCGACACUCAGUCACUCAGUGUAGUCGGAUGAGCAUUUGCUUGCAGGAUUGCGGUCAAUUAGGUUUCUGGCGAAAAGAGGCUGCUGAUACUCAUCAUCAUAUUUCAUAUGGAGCAUAUAUGAUAAAAUACACUCCAAGAAUGAGGGUUAUGAACUUAUUACGGAGUAUUCCGCUUCGAGUUCUUUUACCUGAAUCGGUGGAUUUGCAAUGCCUAGACUACCCCCAUCCCUCUUUUGGAGGGCCAGGCGGGAGAUCUCGCCCAUGGCUGCACAGCUGCUUCCUGCCUGCCGCGACCUGGAAUCGGCGGCCAACGAGCUGCGCUGGAUCCGACAGCACGUCCGUGACACUCGCUCACCCGUCCCGCCAGCGUUGCGGGUGUGGAGGCUCGUCGAGAAGCGCGGGAGAGGUGUUCCGCUCCAGUAUGUCCUUGGGACGCAGCCAUUUGGCCACCUUGAAAUCAGGUGUAAGCCAGGCGUGCUAAUACCACGACCCGAAACCGAAGCCUACACCCUCUACCUAGCCUCUCUUCUUUGCAAAGAACAGGCACUUUCAACCAACCCACCACCUUCCCUCUCCAUCCUCGACCUGUGCACCGGAACGGGCUGCAUCCCCCUUCUCCUCCUGCACUCCCUCCGUCAAUGCCCAUCCCUCUCCCAAACCUCACUGCACGCCCAUGGAAUCGAUAUAUCGCCCCACGCAGUCCGCCUAGCGCGCUUGAACCAAGCCCACAACCACCACCACCUCCUCCUUUCCCCAGCCUCCUCCGUCUCAAAACGCACCACCCAUCAUGACAGCAAUCUAAAAUUAGAAGAAUCAGUAGAAUUCCACUUCACCCAAGCGGAUAUCUUCUCCCCCAACCUCCCCCUCCCCCCCUCCUAUCUCAGCCAACCCCGUCGUUACCCACAUGCGUGGGACGUCCUGACCUGCAACCCGCCCUACAUCUCCGCCUGCGGCUUCGGGCGGGACACGGCGCGGGGCGUGCGCAACCACGAGCCCAGGCUCGCGCUGGUGCCCCCCGAUGCCGGCCCCCGCCCUGGCGGCCUACUACUAGCGGCUCAGUACGGGUGCCGGCCCGAGGAUGUGUUCUACGCGCGGGUGCUGGAGAUGGCUGCUGUGCUGAAGCCGCGGCGGGUGGUGCUGGAGGUCGGCGGGUGGGAGCAGGCUCGGCGGGUUGUUGGAGAGUUGCUGAGCAGAAGAAGGGAUGUGGCGGGGUUGUAUCCGACGGUGGAAAUCUGGCGGGAUGAUCCUGACGCUGGGGAAGGGAUGACGAGGGAGGUGGUUGAGAUUGGUGGGAGGGAGGUGCGUGUUAUAGGGGAGGGGAUGGGGAGGGUUGUUUAUUUGUAUCACGGCACGAAGGAACGAGGCUGAUGAUAUCUUUAGGGACCUGACCUUAAGAGAGAAAAAGGGGUAUCUGAGUGGUCUAUUGAGCCUGUAAC
Messenger RNA from Chaetomium strumarium, 1517 nucleotides. RefSeq names its product S-adenosyl-L-methionine-dependent methyltransferase. The record is from RefSeq and is a predicted model, not a curated record. Gene Ontology annotation, cellular component: mitochondrion. The coding region runs from base 289 to 1449 and encodes 386 amino acids. NCBI's taxonomy places the organism in Eukaryota, Fungi, Ascomycota, Sordariomycetes, Sordariales, Chaetomiaceae. The transcript has 3 exons.